UUUUACAGAAGUUCCCGCAGAGAAAUAACGACAAAACCCCACAAACUGUCUCCUACGUCAAAGCGGCACGCGCCUCUUCCCUCGCGCUUUAAAAACAAACAAACAUUUUUUCCUCGUUUCACGACCCUUGUGGCGGAUCGAACGGAUCGGGAACACACCGGAAUGUCAGCGUGGUUUUCGGCUCGGCCGUUAAUAAUUUUGGACGCGUGUUGACUGACAGGAAGGUUUCAGGUAUGGAGCUGAGCUCAGUGUUCGUGACCACUGGAGGCUCCGUGGGCUUUUUCUCGCUUGUGAACGCGGGAGUGGGAAGGAUGCUCGUGCCAGAAUCUGUCUGUGGAAAUGCGUCGAAGUGGAGAAACAUCUGCACGUCCUUCGUCCACAGCCUGGUCACUGCCAUAUGGGCAGUACUUUGCUUUUUUCUUCACCCUCAAAUGGCAGAGGAUUUGAUAGAGACUCACUCUGUGUUUUCUCACAUGUUGGUGUCUUUUUCAAUUGGUUACUUCAUCUAUGACUUCCUUGAUAUGGUCCUGAACCGAAAGCUAUGUCAGAGCUGGGAGCUGCUCUUUCAUCACAUGGUGGUAGGUAUUCCACUGUUAAGUCAUGAAAAGAUCAUUACAUCUGUGCAAGAAGUCAUCCAGGUAUAA
Thalassophryne amazonica is the source of this 644-nucleotide messenger RNA. RefSeq names its product TLC domain-containing protein 2-like. Lineage: Eukaryota; Metazoa; Chordata; Actinopteri; Batrachoidiformes; Batrachoididae. Gene Ontology annotation, biological process: plasma membrane organization; phospholipid homeostasis; membrane assembly. Bases 234 to 644 code for a protein of 136 amino acids. Gene Ontology annotation, cellular component: plasma membrane. The transcript has 3 exons. The record is from RefSeq and is a predicted model, not a curated record.